This is a messenger RNA of Emiliania huxleyi CCMP1516, 1401 nucleotides long. RefSeq lists its product as hypothetical. Gene Ontology annotation, molecular function: RNA polymerase II cis-regulatory region sequence-specific DNA binding; DNA-binding transcription factor activity, RNA polymerase II-specific. The transcript is spliced from 2 exons. Lineage: Eukaryota; Haptophyta; Isochrysidales; Noelaerhabdaceae. Gene Ontology annotation, cellular component: nucleus. The record is from RefSeq and is a predicted model, not a curated record. Gene Ontology annotation, biological process: regulation of DNA-templated transcription. Bases 1 to 1401 code for a protein of 466 amino acids.
AUGGAGCUGGAGCAGUCCGAGUUCGAGUGGUGGCUGGGAGACUACCUGCGCGAGACCGAUGACGAGACGACGACAAGGAAUCCGGCGCCCGCCGCCCCUCUCAGUGCAGCAGCGCUGUUGCCAUCUUUGCAGCCACGCUGCCGCCAAGAGUCUGCCCCGCUUCGCAAGGCAGAGUGGCGCGCGGUUGAGGACCUGGUCAUCUUGGCGAGCUACCGCAAGUACGGCACGCAGUGGUCUCGCAUCGCAGCGCAGCUGCCUGGCCGCACCCCUGACGGCGUGCGCAACCGCUGGCAUCGACUGCAGCGGCGGCACGGCCUGAGCGAUUCAGUGGGAGGCCGUCGAGCCCUGGACGAGCUGCUCCUCUCCUGUGGCGUCGAAAAGGACUGGGUGCCGCCGGCCGAGGCCCUCCAUUUCAUCGAAACCGAGGACGACGACGCCGACGAAGUUGAACUCGGCCGCACGAUGUGGACAGAGGAGGAGGACGCGCUCGUGCUCGAGGGGGUGCGGACGCACGGCUUCAAGUGGCGGCUCAUCGCGGCCAAGCUGCCUGGGAGAUCCGACUCGUCCGUUCGCAACCGCUGGCGACGCCUCCCCGAGGCCAAGCUGCCUCGUCCAGGCCACAUCUUGGGGGGAGGGGUGGCGGCGCUCUCGCCACUCGGCCGCUUCACUACAGCGCCCACCUUCUCGGUGGUGCCUCGGCGGGCGCCGGCGCAACUCCCGCCACCGCUGCAGCUGCCCGGCUCUCCAAGCGGCGUCCCAUCCCACCACGGCCGUGAGGACUCUGUGGACUCAGACUUUGUCGACCUUGUCCACGCGGCGGACAGGCCGCUGGCGUUCGAGACCGGGGCGGUGUGCCCCAUGCCGCCAGAGGCGUUGCGCGCACCCGAGGCGAGGACGGUGGGGGUUCCCAUGGAGAGGCUGUCGCCCUUGCGCGCCUCCACGGGCGAGAUGCUGCCGAGGGACGCGCCGGCGCUGGCGCGCUCCUUCUCGUCUCUCUCGGCGUUGGGCUCAUCCUCCACAACCAUGUCGACGUUGGGCUCGACCUCCGCUGCGACGGCCACGUCGGACAACGAGGAGCCUGACGACGCCACCGGAGCCAUUCCACGCGGCAGCGGGCGCAAGCGCUUCCGGCCGAUGUGGACGGCCGAGGAGGACGUUUUCAUCGUACGGUACGUCGAGCAGCACGGCCGGCAGUGGGCCAAGAUCGCGGGUCUGAUGGAGAACCGCUCCCACCGCGCCGUCCGCAACCGCUGGCUGCGCAUGCAGAAGGGCCAGGCCACACGCGAGAGCCGCGGCCCUGACGACGGCUACCGCUGCCGCCGGUGCGGCGAGCUCAAGCUGGGCCACAUUUGCGCUGCUAGCCUGCCGAGGCUGCCCUCGCCACCCCAGUUCUGCCUCUGA